This is a messenger RNA of Closterium sp. Naga37s-1, 1065 nucleotides long. The record is from the annotation of a GenBank genome assembly. NCBI's taxonomy places the organism in Eukaryota, Viridiplantae, Streptophyta, Zygnematophyceae, Desmidiales, Closteriaceae.
AUGGCCGCCGCCGUGGUUGCUGCAGCGGCACCUGCGGCGACGGAUCAUGCGGGAAAACCGUUUUUCUCUCCGCCUGCGUCCCUUGCGGCGUUCAAAGCGUCGCUCGACGCGCGCACGAAACUCCAUGCUAACAACGGCUUGUUGUCGAACCUCCCGCCUAACCUCUCCCCGAGCCUGCUUGCCGAGCUUGCCGGCGUUGCAAGCGCCGCGGGUCAAACUGCAGCCGCCCCAAACACCACUGCCGCAGCAACUGCCGCAUUAAACGGCGGAUUUCAAGUCCCCGCAAAUGGCGGCGGGGGUGGCGGUGGAAUGAGAAUGGACGAGGCAAUUUUGGCGCUCCAGCCGCUAGUUCGAUUUGGGAUGCAGCAGCAGCAGCAGCAGGCGCAGCAGCAGCAACCGCCACCUGCACAGACUCAAGCGGCGGCGCAAGCAGCGCAGGUGCAGGCGCAGGCGCUUCUGCCCGCGCUGCUCCAGCAAUACGCCAACCUCCCGUCCUUCGCCCGCAAUUUCCGUCAGCAAGAUGGCACCGCCGCCGCCGCCGGGUUACACGGAGCCAGACUUGAUUACACCGCAGCACGCGGCGCGCUCGGCUCGUCGGCCGCGGCGGCGCUUCAGCAAGCCGUUCUCCGCGACAUCGCUCGCGCAACCGGCGCCGCCGCUUUCGGCACUCCUGCCGGCGUCGCCGGAGCUGUCGGCGCGUCUGCGGGUCUCACUCUCUCCCCAAGACGCGGGGAACGGGGGGGGAGCAGCGGCGGAACCGGCGGAGCGGGCAGGGCGGGGAUGAAGCGCAGCGCGGGCGCGCUGGGGUCGGGACUGGACCUGGACGGUCUGGGGGGAGAUGCUGCACGCUCGGUGCGUCCGCGCACAGUGGCGGAGCGGAAGAGGCGGAACAAUAUCAGCCACCGUCUGGAGCAGCUGAAGGCGGCGAUUCCGCUGUGCAAUCCGCGCAUCACCACGGAGACGCUGCUGUGCGAGACGCUGACGUACAUUGACGCACUAAAGGCCAAAAUCCGCAACUUGCAGGCUGAGAAGGCCAAUCUGCUCGAGCACGUGCUGACUCUGUAA